This is a messenger RNA of Aspergillus ochraceoroseus IBT 24754, 1109 nucleotides long. RefSeq lists its product as uncharacterized. NCBI's taxonomy places the organism in Eukaryota, Fungi, Ascomycota, Eurotiomycetes, Eurotiales, Aspergillaceae. The record is from RefSeq and is a predicted model, not a curated record. The coding region runs from base 249 to 1109 and encodes 286 amino acids. Gene Ontology annotation, biological process: fatty acid metabolic process. The transcript has 3 exons. Gene Ontology annotation, molecular function: NAD+ binding; oxidoreductase activity, acting on the CH-OH group of donors, NAD or NADP as acceptor.
GCUUGUGUAAUCUAUGAAAUCCAUUUCCAAACUCUCAAUAUACAGGCGCAUCAGUUAUAAAAUGCCGUCGAAAAGUAUACAUAUGUAGGAUCAAUCAAUGUGGGGUAAACCUCGGCUUGUCACUCAUGGUGGGACCUUGAUAUUGCACCACCACCACCUCUCGCACUACAUCCCCCUACAAAGAUUAGAUUAUUAUACAUACACAUCCCAGCAUAUCGAAGCCAGUAAGUACCAAGCUAGCUGAUACAAUGUCCUCGACCGAUCCACAACGCAUCACCUUGAUCGGACUGGGGACUAUCGGUAUGUCCAUGGCUGCUCUGCAUCUCACAUGGGACAGCAUCAUAGUCGACACUGAAUCCAGAGGAUCCAGAGUAUCUUCUCAAGUGUCCUGUGGUCGUCUCAACAUCCACCCCUCACUAGAAAGCGCCUGCGCAUCCGCAACAAUCGUACAGGAACAAGGCCCUGAGAAUCUCGCCUUUAAACAAUCCAUCUGGAAACAAGUAGAGUCGUUCGCUCCCCGCACGGCACAUCUCUGGACGAGUACCUCGGGCAUCGCAGCAUCGGUGCAACAGACCAACAUGCAAGAUAAAACCCGCCUGCUGGUUGUGCGCCCGUUCAACCCGCCUCACAUUAUGCCGUUGCUCAAGAUCGUGCCGGCUCCUGAAACUGCCCCUGAGCGAGUUGAGUUCGCGCGGGAGUACUUCUCCCUCCCCGGGUCUAGGCAUCGGCCUGUAGUCAUUCGGAAAGAGAUUCCCGGGUUUGUGGGCAAUCGAUUGGCAUUUGCGUUGUUGCGUGAGGCGUGUUAUCUCGUGCAGGAGGAUGUGGUGGAUGCGAAAGAUCUGGAUACGAUUCUCAUGGCGAGUUUAGGCCCGAGGUGGGCGGGGAAUGGUGUUUUUGAGAGCUAUCAGCAAGGAGGAGGGGAGGGGGGGAUUCGGGCCUUUCUGGGGAAGUUGGAGAGCACCAUGCAGGAGGAACGACUGACCACCGCCACGGGACGUGCCUGGCUGUACGAUGUAUUGUACUCCGUACUAUUAAUAACACAAUAUUUGCUCUGGUUUAGAGUAGUUACUACGGGUAAGUGCUGGUGCUACAGAGUAGUUAACUACUAG